Messenger RNA from Acanthochromis polyacanthus (spiny chromis), 1109 nucleotides. RefSeq names its product histone H2B-like. NCBI's taxonomy places the organism in Eukaryota, Metazoa, Chordata, Actinopteri, Pomacentridae. Gene Ontology annotation, molecular function: protein heterodimerization activity; structural constituent of chromatin; DNA binding. The record is from RefSeq and is a predicted model, not a curated record. Gene Ontology annotation, cellular component: nucleosome. The coding region runs from base 39 to 413 and encodes 124 amino acids. The transcript has a single exon.
AGUUUCUCUUUUAUUCAUAACUGCAGUGACAGAUAAACAUGCCUGAACCAUCCAAGCCAGCGCCCAAGAAGGGCUCCAAGAAAGCGGCGUCGAAGAGCGCUGGAAAGCCCGGCAAGAGGAGGAGAAAGAGCAGGAGAGAGAGCUACGGCAUCUACGUGUACAAGGUGCUGAAGCAGGUCCACCCAGACACCGGCAUCUCCUCCAAGGCCAUGGGCAUCAUGAACUCGUUCGUCAACGACAUCUUCGAGCGGAUCGCCGGUGAGGCCUCCCGCCUGGCUCAUUACAACAAGCGCUCCACCAUCACCUCCAGGGAGAUCCAGACCGCAGUCAGACUGCUGCUUCCCGGUGAGCUGGCCAAGCACGCCGUGUCCGAGGGCACCAAAGCCGUCACCAAGUACACCAGCUCCAAGUAAAGCUUCACUGCUCAACAUAAACACAACGGCUCUUUUAAGAGCCACACACGUCAUCUGCAGAGCUGCUGGUCCACAUAUUAACAGUGUGGAGGCUUCCUUUUUAUUGACAUGCAGUCAGUGGAAGAACUAAUUCGCUGAGCCUCUGUAAUACCUGUAUGAGAACCAAACUUCAUGGAAACACGAGACAGAAACUCAGAAUCAGACAACUUUCUGUCCCCAGGGACGCAAUUUAAGAAGACACAGAGCAGGCAGUGCAACAACAGUGUAGUAAAGAAACAGAGAUAAAUCUAUAUACAGAUCUAGAGCAAUGUAAAAUAUAAGACAAAACACAACUUGGUAACACACCAGUGCAAAUAUGAGAUAUGUCAGGUUCACUAUAAACUGCUUUAUAUUGAUCCAUAGAUGAUCACAGCAGUUAAACAUUUUUUUCUUUUUAUUUAUAUUUGGUUAAAUUAUUAACUGCUCGAGGAAUCAGGACAGGACUGUUGGUGUGGAUUUAUUCGACAGACGUAAUUAUUUUCAUGUCUCAGUAAAUCUUUUUGGAAAGAAUUUGUAAGUGUGGUACUUUCUAUCUCUGUAUAUACUUUCAAUAAUUUAUUUAUUUCAUAUUUAUUUGUGGAUUCUGAUUCCUUGCAGAUCAAAUUUUAACAUAAAAACUUAUGUUGUAUUAAUGUCAGCAAAUCACACAGACAGACA